Messenger RNA from Daphnia carinata, 3056 nucleotides. RefSeq names its product peroxidase-like. Bases 131 to 2998 code for a protein of 955 amino acids. The record is from RefSeq and is a predicted model, not a curated record. The transcript has 16 exons. Gene Ontology annotation, biological process: response to oxidative stress. Gene Ontology annotation, molecular function: heme binding; peroxidase activity. NCBI's taxonomy places the organism in Eukaryota, Metazoa, Arthropoda, Branchiopoda, Diplostraca, Daphniidae.
GUGGAAACCCGUCGUGUUUACUGGCAACACGCACACCUCCCGCUCUUUCCAAUUACUACUCGUUUUGUAGAUAAUUAGUGUUACCACCAGUUCUAAGGAAAGGAGAUUCAAACGGGCAGAAUCGAAGACCAUGUCGCGAUGGAUCAUCAUAUCCACCUUAACGUGUCUAAUUGCUGCUGUCACUGCUAGCGACAAUAAAGAGACACCAAAAGAAAUUACCAACAGCAGCGAGCGUGUCCGACGUCAAUUUCAAUCGUGGGGGCCCUCGUCAUUAGACGACGACUCGUUCCAUCCAUUCGCACAAGAUGACUUUGUUGAGUACGAUCCUUCAGGCCUCGGAUUUGAGAUCAAGAAGCCUCCGCUCUUUUUCGAUGUUAUCGACGAGCAAUCAGGAGCAUUUAAACCAGCUCCUCACGUCUCCACAAAGCCACCAUCAUACCCUGAAUCAAAACAAAAUUACUACAGUCCAUACGCUGAACCACAUCGACCAACUUUAAGUUCAUCAAACGAUCCUAUCCGUAAAACAAUUUAUCCAAACAAUUACGCCACCAUUUCACAGCCAGAAUGGAAACCUGUAUCGAUACCAGAAACGUAUCCUAAAAGACAACCUGCCUAUCCCACUGUUCCACAUAAAUUAAGCGAAACAUAUUCACCAUACUGUCCGAAAAUGGCUGGAUACGAAUCCAAAUGUCGACAUGCCAAAGAUUGUGCCAUCUGGUACGAUCUCGUACUGACUCUUCCUGGAGCAGCCUGCAAAUUAUCAAAUGGAUAUCCAGGAAUCUGCUGCCCGGAUAUUCCCUAUAAUGGUCGCAGUACAGGAUCACUUAAACAAGAGACCAAGAAAAUCGUGAAACUGGAACGUCAGUGUAUUGAUAUCUACUCUGUAAACGCAGCUGCCCACGCCGGAGAGUUCCAGUUGAAGUUAAUGGAGGAAACCGAGCGGCUUCUUCGCACAAACAAUGUUACAGUGAGACCCAGAUCAUCCACCUACAAUCAUUUGCAGUUGUUUCAAACAACAACCGAAGCACAACGACUCAGCCGUGGAGCUUUAAUUGCUAUUGAAACCACCAUGGAACUCGGCAAAAGAUUUAAAUUGACGCCGGACCAGACGGCGUUUGGAUUAAGCCAAUUCAAAUUACGAGAUACAAUUUUGUCGAAUACGUGUCCUGCGGAUCCCAUCUGCGAUCGCAAAACUCUUCGUUCACCCUUCCGGACGAUCGAUGGCUCUUGUAAUAACAUUAAGAAUCCCUCCUGGGGCAAGUCGAUGACCCAAUUCGAACGGGCUACUGUCCCAGCUUAUGCUGAUGGUGUUUGGCAACCUAGGGUAUCGCAGAGAGGUGGUCAACUUCCUAGUCCCCGAUUGGUUUCUAUAUCCGUUGUUCUCGACAAGGAUUCUCCAAGCCAAGUGAAUACCCAUUGGGUCAUGCAAUACGGACAAUUUGUCGUCCACGAUUUGGCCUUUACAACUCUCUUCCGGUCGCAGGCCAACACGGACAUUCAGUGCUGCACGGAUGGAGGGAAGUUCUUGCCCAACCCGGAACUGUUUCAUCCGCAAUGCCUUCCCAUUGAGAUUCCAAUCGACGAUCCGUUUUACACGAAAUUCGGCCAACGUUGCAUGAACUUUGUGCGAUCCUCUCCCGCACCCAGAUCCGAUUGCAGCCUCGGUCCCGCAGAACAGAUGAAUGGCAACACUCACUUUCUGGAUCUAUCGAACGUGUACGGCUCGGACGUAAACACAGCCGAGUCAUUACGGACGUUCGAGAAAGGCCAUUUGAAAGUAACUCGACGUAGAGGACAUCACGAAUUAGACUUACUUCCAGCUGAUAACGCAACCCAAUUGAACUGUGCCUUGUCCAAAGCUGUUUCCGGCAUUCCUCCACCACCUGAAGUCCGAUGUUUCAAAGCGGGCGAUAUACGACCUAAUCAGACUCCCAAUUUGGGUGCAACCCAAACCAUUUUCUUGCGUGAACACAACCGACUUGCGGCUGAGCUUUCCCAUUUGAAUCCGCAUUGGGAUGACGAACGUCUUUAUCAAGAGGCUAGACGCAUUCUAAUCGCUCAAAUGCAGCACAUCGCUUACAACGAAUGGCUGCCAGUUAUUGUUGGAAGAGAGAAAAUGCAAGAACUCGGUCUGUUGCCAUUACAGCACGGUUUCAGCAACGAUUAUGAUGCCAACGUGAAUCCAGGCAUUCUGAACGAAUUUUCGGCUGCAAGCUGCCGUUUCGGUCAUUCGCUUAUUCAAGGAAAACAAGAUUUAACCAACCUCAGGAGAAAGAAGGAAUCUCGUAUUUUGUUACGUCAGCAUUUUUUGAAAACGCAAACACUCUACACGCCCGGCAAUCUCGACAAGUUUCUCACAGGUUUGGCUGCACAACCCAGCCAAGAUUUCGACAAUUAUUUCACUGAAGAAGUUACCAAUCAUUUGUUCGAAGAGGAAGGCAAAGGUUUCGGUUUGGAUUUGGUAUCGCUCAAUAUCCAACGUGGUCGUGAUCGCGGUAUUCCAGGAUACAAUACUUUGCGUGCAUUGUGCGGACUCCGUCGUGCAACAAAUUUCAAAGAUCUGCUCGAUGUGAUUUCCCCAGCGAUUGUGGAACGUUUCGAGCUCCUCUACGACACGGUGGAUGAUAUUGAUCUGUUUAUCGGAGGCAUUUCCGAGAGCAAAGUUGAAGGCGCUUCUGUUGGCCCUACGUUCCAGUGCAUGGUAGCCGAUCAGUUCUUAAGACUGAAACGGGGUGAUCGCUAUUUCUACGAUCUUGGUGGACAGUCUGGCUCAUUCACCGAAGAGCAAUUGUAUGAAAUUCGACAGACAAGUUUUGCCCGUCUAAUUUGCGACAACAGCCAUGUCCAGCACACUCAACCAUUGGUUUUCAAACUGGAAUCUGCCCAAAAUCCAGUUGUGAGUUGCGAAUCGUCUUCUAUUCCUCGUGUAAAUCUUCUUGCGUGGCAAGAAGGUCUUCGAAAGCCUUACGAUACCCCAUACAAGAAGAUCUCGUAUUAAAUUUUUUAAAUUUUAAAGCCAAAGCUCAGUGUAGAUCACGUGCUAUAAAUAUUUUUAU